This is a messenger RNA of Epinephelus moara (kelp grouper), 1767 nucleotides long. Its product is annotated as peroxiredoxin-like 2A. The record is from RefSeq and is a predicted model, not a curated record. Lineage: Eukaryota; Metazoa; Chordata; Actinopteri; Perciformes; Serranidae. The transcript has 7 exons.
AUCGUUUAGUGCGCCUGCGCUAGAAUUUUGCUUGAAAAACGCUCGAUUACAGCUGCCUGUCGCUUCAUUGAAAGAGUGAGAUCUUGAGGGUGUUUGUAGUCAGAAGGUCAGACUUUUUCCACGAUCCCGAUGCUGGCUCUGUCCAGGUGUCCGACAGCUUUGAGCUGGAGACUAUCACUGCGCUGCUCUGCCCUCCCUCUGGGGAGCGCUACCAUGAGCAGCCAGCCCUCCACCGCAGCCAGGCCCCAGUUUCUAAGAACCCAGACUGCUCAGUUUCACCAAAGUAAAGCCAAAGCCAGUCCUGUCCCUGACCCAAACAAGCCCUCCUCAGUAUUGUCCACGCUGGACGGGGAGCUGUUGGGGAUGGGGAUGUGGUCGUUGGGUCUGGGUGCUGUAGGAGCUGCACUUGCUGGGAUCUUCCUUGCCAACACUGAUCUGUGUCUGCCUAAAGUUGACCAGGCAUCAAUGCAACACCUUGAAGAGGCCGACCUGCGCUCCACAAUAGAGGAUGACAACGUCAUUAAAGCAAAGAGCCUAUGGGAAACGAACGGGGCUGUGAUCAUGGCCGUGCGGCGACCUGGAUGAUUUUUGUGCAGAGAGGAGGCCUCUGAGCUGUCCUCUCUGAAGCCCCAGCUUGAAGAGCUCGGGGUCCCUCUGGUCGCCGUGGUGAAGGAGAACGUCGGCACAGAGAUCCAGGACUUCAGACCACACUUCGCUGGGGACAUCUAUGUAGAUGAACAGAAACACUUCUACGGCCCGCUGCAGAGGAAGAUGGGGGGUCUGGGGUUCUUUCGUCUCGGGGUGUGGCAGAACUUCAUCCGAGCCUGGAGGUCCGGUUAUCAGGGCAACAUGAACGGCGAGGGCUUCAUCCUGGGAGGGGUGUUUGUCAUCGGAGCAGGAGAUCAGGGGAUUUUCCUGGAACACCGUGAGAAGGAGUUUGGCAAUAAAGUGAAGAUUGCAGAUGUUUUAGAGGCUGUUAAGAAAAUUGUGCCAGUGAAAUAAAUGUUUUUUAUUCCUAACAAAUGGCAUUAGACAAAGGUACACUGUAAUUAGAUCAAAACUAGAACUAAGAAUGUGCAUUUUUAACUUGAGUCAGUCCAUCACUGAAAUACUGAUAUUAUAAUGACAUCCAAGUCUGUGUGUAUUAAUAUCACAAUAUACCUCUGUCUUUUGCACGUUAAUUUAUAGUGGGUUGUCAAAGUGGAGCUGAGCCAAUAUUAUUACAGGAUUUGACACUGAUUAUUCCUUUUUACCUCUGCAGACACCUGGAAGCUAUUGUUUUUUUAAGACGGGUAUUAAAAACAGAUAGUAAGGGACUCAAGGCAGUAUUUCCAAUCAGGUACAUCAGCCAUUAAAUUUACAUUUGAAAUCUGCCUUUUAAAAAAACACAUACGUCCAUCUAAAAGCUGCAUUACACACUUGAUUAAUUAUUCUAUUAGCAGUCUGUUAGAGGUACAUUUGUAGUAACGUUCCUCUGUGUUGUCUUUGUUUGCUUCUCCUGGUCAGGCACAUGAACGGGCCUCCAACAUGGCAAACGUGUGUCUGCAGUCUGUGUGUGUGAUAAUGACGACUUGACUCCAAACUCAACAUUGAGACGGGCAGGUUUGAUGCUCAAACACAUGCAGGCUCAGCCAUUGUCGCCAUGUUGAGGAGUGUUAGUGCUGCCUGAAGCAUGUGUGUGUAUGACAGAAUGUGUGUACCUGUACAUGUGAAUAAUAGCUUGAGAAAAUAAAAUUAAUAAUAAAUAAAGAAGACCUUAUCACCAUA